Messenger RNA from Brachypodium distachyon (stiff brome), 1815 nucleotides. Its product is annotated as guanosine nucleotide diphosphate dissociation inhibitor At5g09550. The record is from RefSeq and is a predicted model, not a curated record. Gene Ontology annotation, molecular function: Rab GDP-dissociation inhibitor activity. Gene Ontology annotation, cellular component: cytoplasm. Lineage: Eukaryota; Viridiplantae; Streptophyta; Magnoliopsida; Poales; Poaceae. Gene Ontology annotation, biological process: protein transport; vesicle-mediated transport; small GTPase-mediated signal transduction. The transcript is spliced from 13 exons. The coding region runs from base 298 to 1641 and encodes 447 amino acids.
GAGCGACCCGGAGAACACGGCCGCGGCGCGCCACGCGUCGCGCUCGCCGGGCGCUGCAACCCGCAACCGCCUCGAGAGCCCUCGACGCCAUCUUGGCGGGGGAAGCAGCGACCGAUGCGAUGCCUACGUGCGCGCGUUGCCGCGCUUGUCGGGCUGCUCCAUAUAUACGCGCGAUGAGCCGAGAAGGAAGAGAUCACCGGCAGGAGGAGGAGAAAGGUCGAGGCUCGCCAGCCAAGGGAAGGGGAAGGAAGGAGAGGGGAGGAGAUCUGGUGGACCGGGGGAGGAGGAUUUGGAGAGAUGGAUGAAGAGUACGACGUGAUCGUGCUGGGAACGGGGCUCAAGGAGUGCAUCCUCAGCGGCCUCCUCUCCGUCGAUGGCCUCAAGGUUCUUCACAUGGACAGGAAUGAUUACUACGGAGGAGAAUCUACAUCCCUUAAUCUGACGAAGAUAUGGAAGAGAUUCAAAGGCAGCGAAAGCACUCCUGACCAUCUGGGUGUCAGCAAGGAAUACAAUGUUGACAUGGUGCCCAAGUUCAUGAUGGCCAAUGGAGCAUUGGUCCGUGUUUUGAUCCGCACGAGCGUGACAAAGUAUCUGAACUUCAAGGCCGUGGAUGGCAGCUUCGUGUACAAUAAUGGGAAGAUCCACAAAGUCCCUGCAACCGAUGUUGAAGCCUUGAAAUCUAACCUGAUGGGCCUGUUUGAAAAGCGGCGUGCUAGGAAGUUCUUCAUUUACGUUCAGGAUUAUGAAGAGGAUGACCCAAAGUCACACGAAGGCCUGGAUCUGCACAAGGUCACGACAAGGGAGGUCAUCUCCAAGUAUGGGCUGGAGGACGACACAGUUGACUUUAUUGGUCAUGCAUUAGCACUUCACCGGGAUGACAACUAUCUGGAUGAGCCUGCAAUUGACACUGUCAAGAGAAUGAAGCUAUAUGCGGAAUCAUUGGCACGCUUCCAAGGUGGAUCACCUUAUAUCUACCCUUUGUAUGGGCUAGGAGAGCUCCCGCAGGCCUUUGCUCGUCUGAGCGCUGUUUAUGGUGGCACAUACAUGCUCAACAAACCAGAAUGCAAGGUUGAGUUUGAUGAGAGUGGUAAAGCAUUUGGUGUGACUUCCGAAGGGGAGACUGCAAAAUGCAAGAAGGUUGUUUGUGACCCCUCGUACUUGACUGACAAGGUCAAGAAGGUUGGAAGGGUGGCACGUGCGAUAUGCAUAAUGAAGCAUCCGAUUCCUGACACUAAGGAUUCUCACUCUGUGCAGAUUAUCCUCCCAAAGAAACAGCUGAAGCGCAAAUCAGACAUGUACGUGUUCUGUUGCUCAUAUGCUCACAACGUUGCGCCGAAAGGCAAAUUCAUCGCCUUCGUGUCGACCGAAGCUGAGACUGACAAGCCUGAGAUCGAGUUGAAACCCGGGAUUGAUCUACUUGGCCCCGUGGAGGAGACAUUCUUUGACAUCUAUGAUCGAUACGAACCUGUGAAUACUCCUGAAGAGGACAACUGUUUCCUGACAAAUAGCUAUGAUGCGACCACCCAUUUUGAGACAACGGUUAAGGAUGUGCUUGCUUUGUACAGCAAGAUCACUGGAAAGGAUCUUGAUCUUUCUGUGGAUCUGAAUGCUGCCAGUGCUGCUGAACCUGAAGCUGCUUGAACAUUUGUUACUAAUAGACAAUUUUCAUUUUUCUUUCUUAAUGCAUUCUUAGAUGGAUCUGUUUCCCUAAUCCAUUACUUGAUUUUGGGGUUCCAAUUGUCCUUUCUGAAACAAAGUACAGUAUCAUGGAUUUAUAUUAUAUAUCUAAUAAUCUUCACAUGUCUUCACUAGUGA